Molecule: messenger RNA, 1800 nt
Organism: Triticum turgidum subsp. durum (durum wheat)
Lineage: Eukaryota; Viridiplantae; Streptophyta; Magnoliopsida; Poales; Poaceae
Source: the annotation of a GenBank genome assembly
AUGCUGCCCUUCUGCUCCUCCGCCGCGCCCACCCCAUGCUCCCCGCUCUGCCCGGUGACCGCCGGCGCGCGGGCGCUGCGGAGGGUCGAGGCCGGCGCGCUCAGGCCCUUCGCCGCCGACCCGCUCGUCGCGCAGGCGGUGCCUGACCGCCCGCUCUUCUCCGACUCCGCCAUCGUCUCCCCCUACGCCACCGCGCCGGACGACAUCGUGCGGGGGUUCGCCUCCGCCGCCGAGCUGCCCGACCCCCUCUGGCGCGCUGGGGUUGACCCGCCGCUGAUGCCCGUCGACCUGGCCGCGGACGCUGUGGUCGGCGCGGUCACCGACGAUGCCGCGCAGCAGGCCCUGAUGGACGCGGAGAUGCCCACCACGUUCCCGGCCGACGCCACCGGCGUCGAGGAGUCCGUGGCCAGGUUCAUCGACAAGCUCAGCAAGCAGAUAUUCCAGGCGGAGGACGCGCUCACCGAAGGCUACGACAAGCUCAGGCUGUCGGCGUACGACGCUCUCGGGGCCUACAGGAAGGCGAUAAGGGGCGUCGCUGGUGGCAUCACCUCCUCGGUGGCUGCCACCAAGAAGCAGGCCGCCGGUGGGGUCCCGGACGUUCCCGGUGCAUUUGAAGAUAAGGUGGCCGGAGCUGGCGCCGUGGCGGCUGAUGUUCUUAGGAAGGCAAUUGUUGUUGCAGAGGAUUCACUGGGCAGUGCAACCACGUCCCUCGUAUACUACUAUGGCUCGGCCAAGUCGUCGUUGCCACCAAAUGUCAAAGAUUUGCUGAACUCAUCCGAGGAGAAAGCUAGCAUAGUAUUGCGACCAAUUGGAAGUGCCCUUCAACAGGUAUACAUUAUCAUCGAAGGCAUCGGAAAGAAUGUUGGUUUGAACCCAAGUGACCCAAUUGUUCAAUUAGCAGUUUUGCUUGGAGGUUCAACAACAAUAGGGAUAUCUUACUGGCUCUUCGCAUAUGGUGGUUAUUCUGGAGACUUGUCACCUGAAUCGACAUUGGAGUUAUUGAAAAGUGAUGGCAAAGCCGUACUUGUUGAUGUUCGGCCUGAGGACUUGAGGGUGAAAGAUGGAAUUCCUGACCUACGCCGUGCAGCUAGAUCUAAAUAUGCAAGUGUUGCUUCGCCUGAGAUCAAAGGUCCAACAAAGAAGCUACUUAAAGGUGGAAAUGAAGUUGAUGAUGCUUUGGUUGCAGUUGUAAUCCGCAACCUGAAGUUGGUUAAGGGUGAUUCAAAGGUCAUCAUUAUGGAUGCUAAUGGAACCCGAUCAAAGUCCAUUGCUAGGCUACUGAAGAAGCUUGGUGUGCAGCAACCUUACCUGGUUAAAGGUGGUUUCCAAUCUUGGGCAAAGAAUCUUCGUGUGAAAGAACUGAAACCUGAGACUGCAUUGACAGUAAUAAAUGAGGAUGCCGAGGAAAUCCUAGAAGGCAUAAAGCCCACCCCUACACUUGUCUUUGGAUCUCUUCUGGGCCUCUCAGCAGUGACUUAUGCUUUGCUAGAAUGGGAGACGACUUUGCAGUACAUCGGUGUUCUUAGUCUUGGGUUGACAAUCUACCUGCGGUUCUCUACGUACGAGGGUUCGGAGGAUUUUCUGCAAGACCUAAAGCUGUUGCUGUCCCCACUAAGAGUGGGCGCGGAAGCGUUCUCGUGGGCAGCUAAGAAGCUAGAGCCGAACAAGAUUGGCCUGGCGACGUCCCCCUCCACGACGGCGGUGCAGGACCGAGUUCUCAAAGCGGCAGCGAAGCACGAAUCGAAGCCGUCUGAUGCGGAGGAGUCCACCAAGACAGACAGUUUUGCCUCCGAAGCAUGA